CGGAGGUCCUGCACAGGGAACGAUGUAGUCCGCGCUCGGCUGGUGUGGUCUGAUGCGGCUGCGGUUACAGAAGCACUGACGUGUUCACAGAGCAGCAGCGCGACGCGCGGAUCGGCAGCCGAGAGUGACACAGCGGCACAACCGGACAGAAUGCCAGAAGGAGACAGUGCCGGUGAAUCCAUCCAUGGGAAACCAUCAGCGAUCGGAAACUUCUUUAAACGGCUCGGGCAGAUUUAUCAGUCAUGGUUGGACAAGUCAACGCCAUUCUCCGCAGUCCGAUGGGCGGCCACUCUUAUUCUUACGGCCAUAUAUAUGAUCAGAGUAUAUAUACUACAGGGGUGGUACAUAGUCACAUAUGCUCUUGGGAUCUACCACCUAAACCUCUUCAUUGCUUUCCUCUCACCAAAAGUGGAUCCCUCAUUGCUUGAUGAUCCCGAUGAGGGUCCAGCACUACCAACAAAACAGAAUGAAGAGUUCCGGCCGUUCAUCAGGAGGUUGCCAGAAUUCAAAUUCUGGCAUUCAGCGACGAAGGGCAUCGUCAUCGCUAUGAUUUGCACAUUCUUCGACGCCUUCAACGUGCCAGUGUUCUGGCCCAUCCUCGUAAUGUAUUUCAUCAUGCUGUUCUGCAUCACCAUGAAACGGCAGAUCAAGCACAUGAUCAAGUAUAGAUACCUGCCCUUCACACAUGGGAAGAGGACUUACAGAGGCAAGGAAGACACAGGGAAAACCUUUGCUAGUUAAAAUUCCCCUUCCUGAAAUUAAACUUAUUGAUGAAGAAUGAGGAAACAUAAAGUUGAGUGCUUUAACUAUUACAAAUGGAUGGAGAGGGUUGAAGGUUGUUGUUUUUUUUUUUUUUUUUUUUUGUGCUGGGCCAUAACAACUAGUAUAGUUUCUUUUUUUCUUUUUCUUUUUCUUUUUUUUUUUAAAGGCAGAUGGAAAGAACUUGGAGCUGAGACACAUUUUCCUAUCAAAGUGCAGUUUUUUGGAAGGGGAGAUAUAUAUAUCUAUAUAUAUCUAUCAAAAUAUAUAUAUAUAUAAAAAUGUAUAAUUUUUUUUUAAUGGUUAGCAUGUUUGAGUUGUGUUUUUUUUUUUUUUUUUUUGACAAUGGCAUUUUUACUGUAUUAAAUUAAUCUUCAUCAAAAAAUAAUAGAUUUGUUAAUUCCUGAUUAAAGAGAUUGCAUGUUUUAGGUUUUCUUGUGCUGCUGGUGAAGAGAAAACAAGAUGAUUUUAAUAACUAAGUGUAAAUUUUUCACUCCAAAUGCUAUUAAAAGGCUGUGUCCCUUCA
This is a messenger RNA of Labeo rohita (rohu), 1285 nucleotides long. It is a transcript of the gene rer1, whose product is annotated as retention in endoplasmic reticulum sorting receptor 1. Gene Ontology annotation, cellular component: Golgi membrane. The record is from RefSeq and is a predicted model, not a curated record. Gene Ontology annotation, biological process: protein retention in ER lumen; retrograde vesicle-mediated transport, Golgi to endoplasmic reticulum. The transcript is spliced from 8 exons. NCBI's taxonomy places the organism in Eukaryota, Metazoa, Chordata, Actinopteri, Cypriniformes, Cyprinidae. Bases 151 to 741 code for a protein of 196 amino acids.